AUGGCGUCGAUCGUGCUCGCCGGCGGUGCCGCCGCGGCGUUCUUCCGCCAGAAAUCCGCGACGAAAUCGCAGCUUCAAAAGACAACGGUCGAGAAUGAGUCACAGCUUCAAAGCGUCCAUCGCGCGCGUAUCGACGCCGAAUGCGAGCUGGCGCUCAUGCACGCCGAUCACGAAGACGCGCUUGAACGACUGCGCGAAAGCGAGGCGCGAAACGCGGCGUUGGAGGCGACGAUGAAAGAAAUGGAGGAACAGCGGGAGGAGACGGCGUCAAAGGUGAGGGCGGAAAAGGAACAGACGACGAAACUUCGGUUCUCGUUGACUGUGGCGAAUGGCAGGAUCGAUAAAAUGCGCAAAGAAAUCGAUGCGCUCAAGGCGCAGGUAAGCGAGGAGGGGAAACUGUCGGAGGAGAACAAGAGAUGGAAAGAACGGGCCAACGACGCGUCGAAAAAUUUGGAGACGACGAGGGGACGCGUGCGAGAAUUGACGGAGAAGAAUGGGGAGUUGGUGAAGGAAAAGUCUAGGCUUGAGCACGAGCUCGAGGAUGCUAAGGCAGCAGAAGCAAAACUGGAGACGGCGCGUGCGCGAAACGUGCAGUUGACCGAUGAAUUAGACGCGAAAAACCAAGAGUUGGCGGCGUCGACGCACGCUUUGCAAGAUGCAGAGGUCAAUUUUCGACACUCUGAGAGUCAAAAUGUGCAACUUGGGAUCGAGGUAGAAGAAUUGCGGGAACAAGUCGUCGCACUACGCGCUCAGGAGAUUGAGUUACAAGCCGAGUUGAAAGAAAUGCUCGAAACAUUGAAUAUGGUGACGUCGAACGAGCACGAGGGCGAAUUCGAGCGUGACGCCGAAAUCGAGCGCAUGAUGGAAAAGUUGAGCACCCCAUUGUCCGAACGUCAGGGAUCUAGUAUGGCGAGUGGUGAUAUGCAGGAUGUCAGCCAUAGAAUGGCCGUCCUGAUGGCUCGUGUGGAGGAGUGCAAGACGCCGAUGGGGAUUUCGAAAGCGAUAGCGGAGUUGGAUGAGCUUCAAGUCAAGCUCAGAGAUCUUCAGGGCGACGAAGACGACGAUAUCACUCCGCCUGACGUGAACUCACCGGACGCUUGGCCCAUCUCGCCUCCGUCACCGGUGACGACGUCUAAGAAUAUAUCCGAUGAUGUUAACAUCGGUGAGAUUACGCCGCAACGAAGCUUGAACUUUGGCGACACGUCGCCGCCGCCGAAAGGCGCCGCGAAGGAUGGCAUGUGCGCCAAGUGUGGUAUCAUCCCCAUCGCCGAUGGAUGCGACGGUCGAUGCGCGCUCUGCCAUGCGAAAAAGCAGCAAAAGCUCGCGGCUUCGCCGUUACAGCGUGGACUUGCAAGUUUCAAGGACGUCUUUUCGCCAUCGAAAGAGAAGAAGGAGGCACGAUCGGCCAAAAAGUCGAACAAGAAGAAAGGGAACAAGAAAAAGUAA
Ostreococcus lucimarinus CCE9901 is the source of this 1446-nucleotide messenger RNA. RefSeq lists its product with no specific name. Bases 1 to 1446 code for a protein of 481 amino acids. The record is from RefSeq and is a predicted model, not a curated record. Lineage: Eukaryota; Viridiplantae; Chlorophyta; Mamiellophyceae; Mamiellales; Bathycoccaceae. The transcript has a single exon.